UCUUAGCAAUCUUGGCAUUUUUGCAGUUAAACUACUGUAUCUGAAAGGGAAUUCGCCCUGAUUUUUACUAAAAUUGAAUAAAAGAGUCAUCAACCACCAUGACUAAACAAGAAAAGUUCUUCGGUCCGCUAACACUGCACCAAAAAAGCGAGAAACCAACGAUUUUCAAAGAUAACGAGACCCGUGAAUGCCAGUGCGUUUUGUGUGAAGAGAAGUUCACGUUACCUGAUGCUGAGAAAGCUUUGCUGACACAUUUCUUCAUGGAACACAGAUUGGUCAUUGCUGACGUGAACCAAAUAGCGGAUUUGUUUGAAUACUUGAGAUACUGGCGAUUGAGGUUUAGAGAUGAAAGUCUCCCUUACUUCUGUACUACAAUGUUAUUGGACAGCAAGCCCGAUGGAACAAAAUCUAAAGACGAGCAAUACUACUUGCUCAGCGAUGUUCUACCCGAGGACAAAGAGUUACGCUCAAACCUGCAACAAACUAAAUUAGAAAAACUAUUACAACGACACCAGUUUGAACGGGAAGAUAAAAAUUACGAAAAAGAAUGUCUAUUUUGUAGACACGUCUCUAAAGAUACUAGAGCAGUUUAUUUGAAUCAUUUGUUUGAAAAACACAACUUUCAUAUAGCUAAACCGGACAACCUGAUUUUCAUAGAUGAUCUCAUAGACACCGUAGCAUCCAAGCUAGAUAAUCUACAAUGUAUUUACUGCGAAGGUUUCUUUAAAGACCGGAUUAUUCUUAAAGAACAUAUGAGGAAAAAAGGACACAAAAGAAUCAAUCCGGAAAAUAAGGAGUAUGAUAAAUUCUUUAUGGUUAAUUAUAUAGGUGAUAAACAAACUAAGCAUAAAUAUCAGAAACAUCAUAAUCAGAAACAAAGUCAUCAAAGAAUACCAAACCCUCCAGAGGAAAAUGACCGUGAAUCCAAUGUGGAUAGUGAUCCAGAGUGGUCAGAAUGGACCGAAGAGAACGGCCCACAGAUAACCUGUCUCCUUUGCGAGCAUACAGAAAUGGAAUACGAGAACAUUCUAGACCACAUGGAACGUAAACAUGAUUUUUCAUUCACAAAAUCUACGGCAGGCUUAGAUUUCUACCACAAAAUCAAGAUAGUCAACUACAUUCGUCGGCAGAUACAUUUGAAACAGUGUUUAUCAUGUGAAACAGUCUUUGAUGAUUCGUCAAAUUUAGAGAAACAUUUGAAAGAAAUGAAACACUGGGAACUUAAGAAAGAAAAAUGGGAUCAGCCGGAAUAUUAUUUUCCGACAUAUGAAGAUGACUUGUUCCUGUGCUUUAUCCAUGAUGAUGAUGAGAGCUGGUGGGACACUGACCAACAGGAAGCUGAGAGGACUGAUAACAGUUUUUCUGAUUCUAUUUCUAAAGAGAUGGCUAUGGCUGUGUUAAAUGAAUAAAAGCAUCAGUUCCGGUGAUAAUAUCUAUUAUGUUAAUGUAAUAAACUCUUCAUAUCAAUAACAGAUUUUACUACCGGCACUGGUUUUUUGAGUGCCAGUAGGUACAGUAGGGUGUAAUAUCAGUGGGGAGACACCCCUCCUUUUGGGCAAACACGGCUCGUUCGACUCAGCAUUACUCUCAGCAAUUAUUAGGGUUGGCACCUCUUGACGUACUUUUGCAUGCACGACCACAGAUAAUCGGUCGUGUUUUAAUUUAUCGCCACUAGUUACGAAUAUCCUUUCCUUUCGCACUUGUAUCAUGUACUAGGUGUUACGCAAUUUGAUGUACAAAGUAUAGAUGGUCAAGCAAAUGUUGUCAGUAGAAAAAGGCGCGGAAUACAAUUUUCUAGAUGAUAUCCCUUCGCGUCUACAUUUUUCAAUUUUACCGCCUUUUUCUACUGACAAGAUCUGCUUGACCAUCUAUAUAUUAACCUUUUAUUCUGUCGGAAUAA
Molecule: messenger RNA, 1900 nt
Organism: Cydia fagiglandana
Lineage: Eukaryota; Metazoa; Arthropoda; Insecta; Lepidoptera; Tortricidae
Product: zinc finger protein 277
Exons: 2
Coding region: 99-1409 (436 amino acids)
Source: RefSeq, a predicted model, not a curated record